This is a messenger RNA of Melanaphis sacchari, 1127 nucleotides long. RefSeq names its product facilitated trehalose transporter Tret1-like. Gene Ontology annotation, cellular component: membrane. The coding region runs from base 89 to 1066 and encodes 325 amino acids. Gene Ontology annotation, molecular function: transmembrane transporter activity. Lineage: Eukaryota; Metazoa; Arthropoda; Insecta; Hemiptera; Aphididae. Gene Ontology annotation, biological process: transmembrane transport. The transcript has 4 exons. The record is from RefSeq and is a predicted model, not a curated record.
AUCGAGUAUUAAUUAUAUAUAUUGCAAUUCUUUUAUUCUUCACCUAGGUCGGACACUAGUGUUUCAUCAUGCAUUCGUGUGUUUUGGUAUGUUCUACGCACACGCGUUAAGCGCAAUCGUCACGAAUGCCCAGCUGACAGGUGUAUGUAUGGUGUGGCCGGUUCUGCAUAUUUUCGUCACGAAUUUCUUACCCGAAUCGCCUUUGUACGCUUAUAAAUGUUAUGGUGAUUCCGAAAAGGCCAAGUCAACUAUACGUCGAGUUAAUGGCGCGGACUACGACGUGGACUCGGACUACAUGGCACUUGAGAGAUACAUGUUCGAGUACGAAUGCAUGAUCGGUGACAACAAAAAGCGUUUGAUCUGUAGAAUUGUUGCCAUCGGUAUGAGAAUUGUUGUGCUGCAGCAAACUUGCGGUGCAAGUGCGGCGAUUUUUCACGCCAAAUCGGUUAUCGGUGGAUUCGGUUUGACCACUGAAGUCGCAGGAUACAGCGACGAACGCGUAUACGCCAACACACAAACGAUCGUCACGAUCGUAUUCGCAGCUCAAGUCUUGUUGUGUCUUACCACAGUCGAGCUGGUCGAGUUUUUGGGCCGUAAGUUUAUGUUAAAUGCGUCAGCUAUCAGUAUGGGCUUGUGUUUGGCGUCAAUGAUGCUUUACCAAUCAUUCUUCCCAACAACGGACAUCUGUACUUCAGCAAUCGAAUCGAACGAGUGGCACAAAUAUGUACCCAUCAUACUGGUGUGUCUGUACUUGUGUUCAUAUUCCAUAGGAUGGGGACCGAUCGUUCCGCUGAUCUAUGCAGAAGUAGUUUAUUUCAACAAAUGGUUUUCAAGUCUGAUUUACGCCGGUGGCCAAUUAGUCUUGUUCCUGGUGGCGUACACGUUUUUCGAUGCCAAUGCCCUGUUAGGAUUCAACAAAUAUGUCAUUUGGGUGUACAUCGCGUCAUGUGCCCUUAGCGUCGUGUUUGUCUAUUUUUGUGUACCAGAAACCCGAGCACUGCCCUUGAACCGGGUGCUGCAUCGCCAAUCGUCGGAAAAUAAUUGUGUCGACACCAGAAAUGAAUGAUUAUAUCGUUGAAUUAUUAUUUAUUAUACACUGAACUGUUGUGUAAACAUUGUUUACUAUU